CUUUCAGUCAAAGUUGAGGGACAGAUUUUACCCUCCAUCAAAGCUGCGACUGGGGUUCACUGGCAAACACAAUCGGACUGUCAACAUAGAAACAUGGCUGCCUCUGCGACGAGCAAGGCACACAACAGAGACAGCGCAACUACUCACAGUCCAAGAUGUCACGAAGACGCUCUGUCGCAGUCCCGCGACAUAAUCAAACCCACCAUCACGGAGCUGACCAAAGAAGUGAGGACGAACAUCCUCUGCACCGUGGAAGGAUGUGGCAAGAUUCUCCCCAACACACCUGCGUUGAACAUGCAUCUUGUUAAAUCACACCGAGUAAAGGAUGGGAUUGUGAAUCCCACGGUCAGAAAGGACAUGAAGGGCUCCCAGAAGCUUUACUGCUGUCCCAUUGAGGGUUGUCCCAGGGGGCCUCACCGACCCUUCUCCCAGUUCUCCCUGGUUAAACAACACUUCAUGAAGAUGCAUGCAGAGAAAAAACACAAGUGCUUCAAGUGCAACAAUGGCUACAGCACCGAGUGGGACCUAAAGAGGCACAUAGAGGACUGCGGGAAGACCUACCACUGUACAUGUGGCUGCCCCUAUGCGAGCAGGGCUGCUCUACUCUCGCAUAUCUACAGGACCGGUCAUGAGAUUCCUACAGAACACAGAAUUCCUCCUGUGAAAAAGCGAAAGCUGGAGAAGUUGUUAAGUUGUCCCGAAAAGGUCAAGACCAACGAGUCGACCUUUCGGAUCUCGCCCGCUGGUAAAGAGCUGACGGAGACCGCGCUCCCUUCCGACGCGGCCGCUCACAUCCUAAACUCCGUGAAGCAGAACUCCAACCCCCGUAAGAGCCUCCAGAAGCUGCUGCUCCCGAAACCCAAGAUGGCGUUGGUCAGUGUUCCUGUGAUGCAGCUGGCCCACCUGCCCGUCCUGCUCCCGUCUCCAGAAAGCGGGGCUCUGAGGUCGGUGGUGCUGGCCGUGAACAGCCACGGCUCCGUCGGCACCCUUCACCUCCUGCCGCACGGAGCCGUGGUCCCCCAACUCGGCGCCAAGAGCUUGUGCUUCAAGGAGGGCAUGUCGACGUCACUCUCUAGCCUGGGCUCCAUUAGCACUGGGGUGCAGGUCAGUCUGGGCCUUACCUGCGCAAAUGACCUGGCCAGUCUGGUCGAGCAACGGGGAAGAAGCACCUCCACCAACAUUCAGACGGGCAAAUCGUACUUGUCCGAAGCGGCCCCGGGAGCGGGGGUCGGGGAGGCCAUGGGGCUGUGCUCAGCGGGGGACUCCUCGGUGUCGUCUUGCUCCCAAACGGACAUCAGUGUGAGUGCUCAAGUCCUCCUGCCGGUCAGUGUUGAAACCCAGACAUUCUCCUCCCGGACGAAAGCCACGUCCUCCAUUGCAGCGCAGACAGACGGCCAGUGCGUGGGUCAAGUCCCCUGUUCCUCUUCGUCGGUCCCCCCGGACAAAACCAUGCAGACGUCUCUCGCCCUGCCGCAAUCGGACGAUAAGGCUCAGCAGCAGGCGAUCCUGUGCGCCGAGCUCUUCGGCAGCGACUCCCUGAGCGUCUCCACUCAGACCGCUCUGGACACGAACGCCACGCUCGGAAGCGGCAUGUACGAGGACUCGAAGUCCACGGGCGGCGGGAUGUGCUUCGGGGUGCAGACGGACGAGCUCAACUCGAACAACAUGGCGGACAAUCAGACCCAAACGAUGACCUUGCUCAACGACCUGGAGAACAUUCUGUCCGACAGCAUGUCGGGCCACCAGGUGCUCGCGGUGGCGUCGGGAGGCUGCGGCUCGGUGCUCGGGUCGGUUCAGGAGCAACACAACGCCAUCGACUUUGACUUUGAAGAGUUUCUCAACGCCGUCCAGACGCAGACGGAAGAGAGCGAGCUGGGAGGCCUGGGCGGGGACAUGACGCUGGAGUCCCUGGACAUCCAGACCCAGACGGACUUCCUUCUGAUGGAUGAACUGGACCAAGGUGAGGCGCCGAGUCCAACCCAAGCCAGCGUCCUGGAGCUGUUUGAUACUCAAACUCAGACUGAACUCGAUUUCCUGCUGAACGCCGGGAGCCACAUGGCCCUGAGCAGCAUCCUGCGACAUUCAAGCUUCUCCAUGAGCACCGAGUCCUCGGACACCGAGACGCAGACGGACCUCCCGCUCUUCGCCACGGGUCUCUCCGCUCCGGCUCCCGCGAGCCAGGGCGAGCACGAGCACGGCCCGCUGCUGAGCAGCACGGAGACGCAGACCGCGACCGGCCAGGCAGAGGGCCUGGGUCACCUCUUCCUCACCAGCAACGAAACACAGACCGCCAUGGAUGACUUCUUGUCGGCAGACCUGGCGUGGAAUAUGGAGUCCCAUUUCAGCUCCGUGGAAACCCAGACCUGCGAGGAGCUCCGUGCUCUCUUUCAGCACCCGGAGAAACCCAACAGCUGAGGCCCUCCGGAGGGAACCGGCCUCGGCUUUUGCAGUACCGGUUUCUCGUGUCGGCCCGGUCCCGUCGGGGGAAUCGGUCGCCGCAGGCUGAGCGGGAACACGUCCUCGAAGAUGUCUUUGAACAUUCCACUGGAGACGUCAUGUCCAGAGCCUCUCCAGGUACCGAUCCUGACCGCUCUGCCGCACUUUAUUUGCUCAACGGGCGUGAUGCAUCAGCUCCUGUGACCGUUUACAUAUUUAUUUUCACAUAAAGUAACUUAUUGUGUGUGUAUCGUGUCUGAAAUGCCAGUUCACUUUAAUAUGUCGGUGUAUAACCACUGUGAUUUGGUUUUCGCUGUUUGGUCUUAUCGGUUUACAAAUAACUGGACAUUUCACCAAGGGGUCCCAUGUUCCGAGGCGUAGACAUGUACACGUCUGUACGCCGGCUCUCCGAUAUGCAUAUUCUGCAUGCAAUGUCAUCUCAGCCGUACAACAAACGCCACUGUACGUUUAGUUUCCGUAUGUGUUUUGAAAUGUGCAUGAAGCAUUCGCUCAGCAGAGCAGGAACAGAACGUCUCUUCUUUCAGCUUGUGCUUCUCACGGCCGCCGCGUUGCAAGGCUGUAAACUCUAACAGCAUCCCGUACGCCUCGCAGCCUGAGGAAGAACAUCGGCUUUGUGUUUCCCCGAGAUCAAACCCUCAUCCAGCCGUUCACCGCGGACACGGCUCUGCGUCUCUGAAACUCGGCGUGACUCGUACGGAUGUGGCGCGAGUCAAAAGCAGCUAUUUUGGAACUUUUUGAUUGAGAUGUGAUGGUGAAGUUUGAUGUCGCGUUAAAAAACCCCGCUUGUUGCGUCUAUCGUCAAGCAGUCCGUCGGAGUCGGUAAGCCGCCUUGCCGGUCGUCGUGGUUGACUUCUUCAUGAGCCGGGUGUCAGCGUGGACGGCGAUGUUGCUGUACAGAGACUCGUGGUGGAUUAGCAGCGAGCCAUCGUGUGCACUCGGCACCUUAUUCUGACUGAAAGGAGUCCUAUCCAUGCUCCGCCCCUUACCGGAACGCCGUGUUUUCAUUUAUUAAAGCUUCUCUCCAAGUAACUAAUCUGACUGUUUUGAUUCCAUGAUGUUGUUGCACCGAGUCGCCUCGUUAAGCACCGGCGCCACUCGGACCGCGUUCUACCCGGGAACCUCGAGCUAACGGCCUCCAUUGCCUUUUUUUUUUCUUUACGAAUUUUGUUAUGUUGGUGGCUUAACACAAGCUUUAGCUUUUAGCUCUGUGCCAGACAAUGUGCUGCUUUACAAUAUCUAACUUAUCUGAAUUACACAGGUUUAUGAAAAAAAUACAUUUGUCAUCAUUCUUGGACUGUCCCCGAAUCGCCCUCCAUAGUUUCUAUGGAAAUGUGUAUGUUCUGUCACAGGAAUAAUGCUUUGCAGCAUUUUAUUGACGGUAAUUAGUUUGACGGUUUUCAUCAAAGGGUUAAUGCUGUGGAAGUUUAGAGAUGUAGAAACUGAAGCAUGUGCAGAACACUGUGCCCACGUGGAACGAGCUCUACUCGUCUUCAUCGGGUCCAAACCGUCCACGGAUCAGUUACCUGUGUUAAUAAUGACUUUACUAUCUCCAUAGCGUCUUCCUGCUCACUGGCACAUGGUUUAUAGUUGCUUUAAACUUAACUACGUAGAAGCCUUAUCAGUUACAGUGCUUUACUUUCUCUUUGUAGGGGGUGCAUGCAGAUGUUUUCCCAGCACAUGUGUGUUUGAGCUAAAUAUGAGUUUGUUGCCUGUAGAGUUGAUGGUUGCCUUGAGUCAUUGUUGAAGCUACACUACAAAUGUUCUUAAUAAACUGUGUGUGUACAAUGUCA
Messenger RNA from Pseudoliparis swirei, 4247 nucleotides. RefSeq names its product ATM interactor (gene atmin). Gene Ontology annotation, molecular function: transcription cis-regulatory region binding; DNA-binding transcription factor activity, RNA polymerase II-specific. The record is from RefSeq and is a predicted model, not a curated record. Gene Ontology annotation, cellular component: nucleus. Gene Ontology annotation, biological process: regulation of transcription by RNA polymerase II. NCBI's taxonomy places the organism in Eukaryota, Metazoa, Chordata, Actinopteri, Perciformes, Liparidae.